Molecule: messenger RNA, 1419 nt
Organism: Enterobius vermicularis (human pinworm)
Lineage: Eukaryota; Metazoa; Nematoda; Chromadorea; Rhabditida; Oxyuridae
Source: the annotation of a GenBank genome assembly
AUGUUUGAUCUCAGAAGUUGCUGUUUACGGGCUUUCCGGUCGGCAGUUGCGGCCGUUCAGCCGUACGAGCGUGUUAGAACUAGUUUAAAAGUGACAAAGGGUUCUUUGUCAAUUGGCGGACGAAAUUAUAAGUUGAAUCAUAAUGUGUAUCUGGCAGCUUUUGGGAAGGCAGCUCUAGGUAUGGUCCAAGGUGCUGAAGCGGUUAUUGGAGAGCACUUGGUGAAAGGGGUGGCUAGCGUUCCACGAAAAACUUUACAGAAGUUGGCUCCCGGAUCACACUUGAAAACUCGAUUAUUCGAAGGUGCAACUAAUAAUCUUCCUGACGAGGAUUCUUGUAACAAUGCGAAGAUGAUUGAGGCAAUGGCAAAAAAAUUGACUGCAAAUGAUUUAUUCCUUGUGCUGAUCUCCGGUGGUGGCUCGGCGCUUUUAUCCGCUCCAAUACCUACUGUCUCACUUGCGGAGAAGUUGGCUACUAUAAAGGCUAUGACUUCACAUGGGGCUGAUAUUACACAGCUGAAUACAGUCAGGAUAGCACUGUCAAGGUUAAAAGGCGGUAGACUUGCACUUUCCGCACAACCUGCACAGGUGGUGUCGCUGAUAAUCUCCGACAUUGUAGGAGACCCACUCAAUUUGAUUGCCAGUGCGCCUACCGUGCUAACUUCUAAUGCCGAUGUUUCUCAAAGCGAUCCUAUCGGUAUAUUAAAAAAAUUAGCUACUUGGGAUAAUGUACCAAAAAAUGUACAAAUUGCCCUUCAGGAGUCGCAGAAGUCGCAACCCCCAAAAAAGGAUGUAGAUGUUAACAACCAAAUCAUAUCUAAUAAUGAAGUUGCAAUUGCUGGUUUGGCAAAAAUACUUAACGAAGCUGGGUACAUAUGCCAUAAGGUUAGUAAUACAGUAGCAAAAAAUGCCCAAACUUUUGGGGGAGAGCUCUCAGCUAUUAUCAAGAAAGUUGUUUCAAGCGACGAUCCUGCCGAAGUGCUAAGCAAGUCCACUAUGUCUGAUAUGAACCUGAAAUGUCCAAAUAAAGAUAAGUUCGCUCUCUUGUUUGGUGGAGAAUGCACAGUAACAUUGAAAGGCAAUGGAAAAGGAGGUCGUAAUCAAGAAAUUGUCCUCAAAGCUCUAUCCGAUUUGAUUGAUAUGGGUCCCGAGGAAUUUUAUGAUUUUGCGCUUAUGAGUUCCGGGACCGAUGGACAAGAUGGUCCAACAGAAGCUGCUGGGGCUGUACUAACUAGUGAUGACUUAAAAUAUAUUAGAGAAAGCGGGCGCUGGAAGAAAGCAGAUAUUGACUCUUACUUAAAUAACAAUGACUCUUAUAAUUUUUGGAAAAAGUUCCAUGAUGGAGCAUGUCAUGUGGUUACUGGCCCCACGGGAACAAAUGUAAUGGAUGUUGAAGUUCUACUGUUCAAACGGAAAAAAUAA